GACGAUUUUUCAUCCACCAGAUCAUUAUUACACACAUCACAACCGUCAAUCGCUCUCUCUCCCUCCUUCCCUCCUUCUCUGACUCCUCCCUUCUCCCCUCCCCUGCAUAUCGAGAAGAUCACGAAAAGCGAGAAAUAACAUAGCGAAUAAAACAAAACAAAUCCAAUUAAGGCAACAAGAAAAAAAAAAAAAAAAUCUAGGGUUCCAAAUUCUCUCUCCUCUUCGAAUUUCUUUCCCUCCUCCAAACAUCUUUCCUUCUCGGUGUUUUCCCUCUUGUUUUCUUUUGUUUCCUAAGAAAGCGGGGGAAAAUCUCUCCAGGCGUUUGUUUGUUUGUUUGGCUGUUUUGCUGGUACGUCUUCACCGGAUCCAUUAUGUAAGAAAGAUAUUUUCCCGGUAAAAACAAUUCACCCUCCAUUUUCAGCUCUUGACGACGACGAAUUCCUCUGCUUUGGUUCUUCAAGCCGUUUAAAGGAGUAUUGCAUGUGAGUUUGAUGGUCGAGAGGAACAAAAGCGGGCGGUUGGGGUGAAGAAGAGGAGGAAUAGCUACGGAGGAUUUAUAUUCGAUAGGGAGGAUUUGAGACCUCAAAAAUAAGAUUUUUUUCUAUCUUUUAGUUUCUUGAUAUAUUGUAAUAUUCCGAUCGAUUGUUGCGAUUUUAUUUGGAAUUUAUUUGAGGUUGAAUGCGAAUUGGUUUAUGGAUUUGGAAGCAUCUUCUUCGAGAGAUUUGGUCAAAUGCUGUAAUUGUGGGUGUAGCUGCUCGUUGAUCAGUAGUUCUUCACGGGAUUGGCUUCGGUCUGUAAAGCGAAAGCGUGAUGAGUUUGAGGAUGGUGACAGAUUCUCCAUUCCAGGCUUCGAUUUCUUUUCAAAUGCACGGGUUCAAAUUGAGAACGAAUGUGCUCUGCUCCGUGAGAUGGUUAGUAGCCAACAAGAAACAAUUCAGGAUUUGCAUACGGAAUUGGAGGAAGAGAGGAAUGCGUCCUCAUCAGCUGCAAAUGAGGCAAUGUCAAUGAUAUUGAGGUUGCAAAGGGAGAAGGCAGAGAUCCAAAUGGAGGCCCGACAAUUCAAGCGUUUUGCUGAGGAGAAAAUGGCACAUGACCUGCAGGAGCUUGUGGCAAUGGAAGAUUUGUUGUAUAAGAGAGAGCAGGCCAUUCAGUCGUUUACUUGUGAAGUGCAGGCUUAUAAGCAUAGGCUGAUGAGUUAUGGGCUCACGGAGGAUGAGGUGGAGAGGGAGAGGGGUGGGCAUAGCCAUAAUCCAAGCAUGGUGGAGUUUGAUGCCCAAAUUGAACUCCCCAUGUAUGAAUACCCACCUUUGAAAUGCAACCUAAACGAGACCCAAGCUCCUUUGGAGGAAGAUAAUGAUGUUGAAGAUGUCGACAAAUAUGCAUUUGGUGAGACCCCUCGCGCUAAAGACCAGUUGAAGAAUUUGGAAAAUAGAAUCUACCAGAUGGAGAGAAGUCCCAGCAACAGUCGGCUGGAUGGGGAUUCCUCUGGUUCGAAGAGCAUUCUAGAAAAGGUGGUAGUUGGUUACUCUCCUAGGCUGUCAAGACACUCCAGGAAAUUUUCCAAUGAUUUUUCGGCAGAAUAUCUAAGGCCCAUUAGCAGUUUCAAUAAAUCAGAGGAUGUCUCACAGAUAGAGGAUUGCUCUAAUUUGAGAAAGUUAGAUAAUGCAUCUGAAAUUGCAGAUGACAACAUGAGUGACAGAGUUUAUACCAUUGACUCUAUCCAUAAUGGAGCACCAAAUAAUGGUUUUACUGAUCCCAAAGCUGGAGUUGAGUUUUCUGAAGAUUAUGUAACCACUCCAAUGUCCUUGAAUCCGGCUGAUUGUGCUGAUCCUGAUAUUAAGAAGCUCUACAUGAGGCUUCAGGCACUUGAGGCAGACAGAGAAUCAAUGAGGCAGGCAAUUAUUUCUAUGCGUACCGACAAAGCUCAAGUGGUACUACUGAAAGAAAUAGCUCAACAUUUGUGCAAGGAAAUGUCACCAGAAAGACGAAUGACUGCGAAGAAGCCAUCUCUUCUUGGAAGCUUUUCAUUCUUAUCAGUUUUUAAGUGGAUCGUGUCAUUCGUUUUCUGGAAAAAGAGAUCUCGUCGAAGCAAGUACAUGGGUAGGCUGUCAAGCAGCAGUGUAGGAUUGCUAAUGCUCUUGGACAAGGCCCCCCGUGUAAGGCCAUGGAGAUGUCUUACAAGCACGCAAGUAUAAAAUCACGUUCCUCAACUUUUGAAUCCAAUGGGUGUCUAUCCUUAUGUUUGUGAUGCAUUUGAUCGUGACUACUAUGCUUAGAUUUUGCAUUCUUUUUCUCUGGAUUCUUGGUUGCUGCGAGAUUGGUUGAAUUAUGAGGUAUUCUUUUGUUACAUUUCUUGUGAUUGGCUGUAUUUUACUGGUUGAAUGGUGAAACAUAGAUUUUUGGUGUAGGCGUGCUUGCUCAAGUAUAGUUGGAAUUAAGCUCUAAGACUGUCAUUUGGCAGCCCCCUCCUGUAUAUUGCAUCCUCCCGUAUGAUUUACCAUCCAAGAUAUGCGGUGUAUUCUUUUAGCAUUCAAGCACGUUAUUUUGCGUUGAGGCAUAUUACAUUGUAAGGCUAUUUUUUUUAUCUGAUUUGUUGAGACUUCUUCUACAGAAGAUAUGAUGUAGAUAUGUUAGAUUUCUUAUUUUUUUCACGAAAGAGAAAAAGAAGAGGGAGUUGUCU
Juglans microcarpa x Juglans regia is the source of this 2680-nucleotide messenger RNA. RefSeq names its product myosin-binding protein 7-like. NCBI's taxonomy places the organism in Eukaryota, Viridiplantae, Streptophyta, Magnoliopsida, Fagales, Juglandaceae. The record is from RefSeq and is a predicted model, not a curated record. The transcript has 4 exons. Bases 693 to 2195 code for a protein of 500 amino acids.